This is a messenger RNA of Heterocephalus glaber (naked mole-rat), 3852 nucleotides long. It is a transcript of the gene Ubxn4, whose product is annotated as UBX domain protein 4. Gene Ontology annotation, cellular component: endoplasmic reticulum. Gene Ontology annotation, biological process: ERAD pathway. The record is from RefSeq and is a predicted model, not a curated record. NCBI's taxonomy places the organism in Eukaryota, Metazoa, Chordata, Mammalia, Rodentia, Bathyergidae. Gene Ontology annotation, molecular function: protein binding.
CCCGCCGCCGCCUUCCACUUCCUGGACUGCGGGCCUAGCGGACGCGCGUACUCCCGACCCGCCAAGGGAACGAGACGCAGAGUAGACGGCGACGUGUUCGGGUCAUGUGACGUGGGGCGCGCCUUACGAGGCGCGCGGGCGUCCCAGAGGGGUGCUGUCGGGCGUGCGCGGUUGAGGAGCCGGAGGCGGGGGCCGGGCCGGCGGAGGCAGCGGGGCUCGACGAAGCGGGAGGGCGGGGCCAGCUCCGGGACUGCGGCGACUACACUUCGAGCGUGUGACAAGGCCUGAGGGGAGCGAUGCUGUGGUUCCAGGGUGCCAUUCCGGCCGCUAUCGCUUCGGCGAAGAGGAGCGGCGCGGUGUUCGUGGUGUUCGUGGCAGGUGAUGAUGAACAAUCUACACAGAUGGCUGCAAGUUGGGAAGAUGAAAAAGUGACUGAAGCAUCUUCAAACAGUUUUGUUGCUAUUAAAAUUGAUACCAAAAGUGAAGCCUGCCUACAGUUUUCACAAAUCUAUCCUGUAGUGUGUGUUCCAUCCAGUUUCUUUAUUGGAGACAGUGGUAUCCCUUUGGAAGUAAUAGCAGGAAGUAUUUCUGCAGAUGAACUUGUUAUGAGAAUUCACAAAGUCCAACAGAUGCACUCAUCAAGAGGUGAAACAUCAGUGGCAAAUGGCAGCCAGUCUGAAAGUUCAGUGUCUACUCCAUCUGCCUCAUUUGAACCUAAUGACACUUCUGAAAACUCUCAAUCCAGGGAUGUAGAGUUUUGCCAGACACCUCUCACUUCUGAUACAAAAUCAGGUACUACAACAGGAGGAGAAAGCUCAAGCCAUACAACUCCCUCUCAGGAGCCCAGUGAAUGUUCAAAUCAGAGACCUGUAGAGGACCUCACCAUCAGAGUGGAAAGACUAACAAAAAAACUUGAAGAAAGGAGAGAAGAGAAAAGGAAAGAAGAAGAACAGAGAGAGAUUAAGAAGGAAAUUGAAAGGAGAAAAACGGGAAAAGAAAUGUUGGAUUAUAAAAGAAAACAAGAAGAAGAAUUAACAAAAAGAAUGUUGGAAGAAAGAAACAGAGAAAAGGCAGAAGAUAGGGCAGCUCGAGAACGGAUAAAACAGCAAAUUGCAUUGGAUCGUGCAGAGAGAGCGGCUCGUUUUGCAAAGACAAAGGAAGAAGUAGAGGCUGCCAAAGCCGCUGCCUUACUGGCCAAACAGGCAGAAAUGGAAGGCAAGAGGGAAUCAUAUGCAAGAGAAAGAAGCACUGUUGCAAGAAUUCAAUUCCGUCUGCCUGAUGGUUCUUCCUUUACAAAUCAAUUUCCUUCUGAUGCUCCUCUAGAAGAAGCAAGGCAGUUUGCAGCACAGACUGUUGGCAACACUUACGGUAAUUUCUCAUUAGCAACCAUGUUUCCCAGGAGGGAAUUUACCAAAGAAGAUUAUAAAAAGAAAUUACUAGAUUUGGAACUUGCCCCAAGUGCUUCAGUGGUGCUGUUACCAGCAGGAAGACCAGCUACAUCCAUUGUACAUUCUUCCAGUGGAGACAUUUGGACAUUGUUGGGGACAGUACUUUAUCCAUUUCUUGCCAUCUGGAGAUUGAUUAGCAACUUCUUAUUUAGUAAUCCUCCCUCUGCACAGACUUCAGUGAGAACACCAUCACCAGAAUCUUCAAACCCUACAUCAUCUGGCAAAUCGGAAAAAAGGGAACCAGUCAGAAAAAGAGUGCUGGAAAAACGAGGGGAAGAUUUUAAAAAGGAAGGGAAGAUAUAUAGAUUGAGGACUCAAGAUGAUGGUGAAGAUGAAAACAACACUUGGAAUGGAAAUUCUACGCAGCAGAUGUAAUGCAACAAGUACAAUAUGUACAAUAAUUAGUUUCUCUUAUUCUACUGGAGAAGUGGGUCUGCUUUGUUUUCCAACUGAUCUAUAAAGUAUCUCUUUAUUUUCCUGCUUAGUGGGUAUGGGUUAAAGUGUUUAACUCAAAAAAGUCAAGACAUAAAAUAACUGGCUGCUAGGUUCUUGCAUACAGUAACAAUUGCUAGAUGCCUAAAAGAAUCAAAAGGUCUGCCACAGCCUCACUCUAUCAGCUGCUGCUUCAGUAUUUUAUAUACCCUUUAGCCUUGUGCUCUCAGAUGACAUUUUGUUUAGAAUACUCCUUUCUCCAAGACUCUUAAGCCCAAAGUAAUUGGUAUAUCACUGAGUAAUUUGACUCCUAGAGCAUUUUAACUAGCCAAUCAGAUGAAAACUUAUGUUUGACUUUUCUUUUUGCUCAUCAGCUGCAAGCAAAAUCUUGUAGGUUUUAAUCUUACUUAAAUACUGAAUAAAAAAAUCUUUUUCAAAAAUCAGAAUGAUCUUAUUUUUGCUUUAAGCAUCUUUUUAUUGUACAGGGCUCUGUUGAGGUUAAUGCUUCUUUGAUUUUUUUCUUCCCAGUAUUCCUAUGCUAUCUCAGUAGGAAAAGGGUUUUCUGACACUCAUUGAUGUCAUUUACUGUUUAUUCUAGGUCAGUGAGGCAUUGCUUUGUAUAACCUUAUGGUCUUUGUUCUCAUCUGAUACAAAACAGAUAAGAAGUGCUUGUCUAUAACCUGGUAUUCCCUCUCACCUUUAUACUGAUGUUUUAUACUUAGUAAUCACACUUCUAGGACCUAAAGUACCUGUGGUAUAGGACAAAAAGUAUAAAGAUACACCUUUACUGAUCUGAUUAUUAUUAAGAGAAUCUUAGUCUGACUUAACAUACUAAGUCACAUAAUUUUGCUAGUGGAGACCACUAAAUUAAUGGUGUUUGAAAAAGGCUGUGUGAUAUUUGCUUUGUUUUUAGAUUGGAUGGUAUUGCUUUUGAGUCAAUAUGUAGGAAAGCUUUGACUUUAUUUUAUAAUGAGAGGAAGAAAUUCUCAGCAAACUUUGUUUUUCACCAAUGAAAUAACAAUGAAUUUUUAAAAUGGUGAUAGUGUUGGCAAGGAUACAGUGAGAAUAGGCUGUGCUGUUGGUAGGAGUGAGAACCAAUAGAUCUUUAGUAUUUUGUACUCUGAUCCAAUAAUUUUUCCUAAGGAAUGAUCAUACAGAUAAAGAUAAAUUGAAACAUCGUAAAGUGUAUUUAUUUUACUUAAAAACUGGAAACCAACUAAAUGCCUUCUGUAGAAGCAAUUUUUGAUGAGAAAUGGUACAGUACUAAUUCAGUUUAACAUGUUUAUUGAGCAUCUGUUAUGUAUUGGGGGAAAAGAAGCAGGGUACAGAGCUGUAGGUACACUAUGAUCUCAGCUUUGUAAAUACAUUUUAUAUAUAGAUAGAACUACAUAUUAAUAUAUGUGUAAAGAAAGAAAACAACAAAACAAUACUGGUAAGAGUGGUUAUAUGCGAUUCUAGUUUUCCUUUUUGCACCCUUAUAUUUUCCCUGUGUUCUACAGUGAUCCUGUUGUUUGCAUAAUUUAAAAAGUGAGUUUGAAAAAGAAAAUCUCAAGUAAGCAUCCCAUUUAGUUUUAUCAUCUUUAAAACUGCAGCAGUACAUAAUUUUUAAACCUGCCAAAUAGGUGUGACCUUACUGUUAGAAAUACAUUUACAGAAACAUUGAGUACCUCAAGUUAGUUUGUCUUGAAGAAAGUCAAAUAUAAAUGUUAGAGAAAUGUGCAUUAAAAAAUACAUUAUCUUGAGUAGGAGGAUUCCUCAAUUUUAUCUUUUAAAAAAAAUGGUAAGAUAUCCAAAACAGUAUGUAAGGAUACAAAAUGAAAAUGAAGUCCCCUGCUGACGUCUUACCCCCAAUACUACUAGUCCUCAGAUGUAACCUCUAUUAACAGUUUUCUUAUGUAAUUUUCAGAAAAUUUUUAUGCAUAUAUAAGCAAAUAUGUAAUCUUUAUUUUUAAAUAAAUGGGAUCAUAUUAUA